Dermacentor silvarum is the source of this 817-nucleotide messenger RNA. RefSeq lists its product as uncharacterized. The record is from RefSeq and is a predicted model, not a curated record. NCBI's taxonomy places the organism in Eukaryota, Metazoa, Arthropoda, Arachnida, Ixodida, Ixodidae. Bases 116 to 478 code for a protein of 120 amino acids. The transcript has 7 exons.
UCUGGCACUUCGUUCCUCCUACAACGCACUCGCACGCGCCUGUAACGAACUUCAGUGGCCCACGGAAACCAACUGUUGAGAGGCUGCAGAACUGAUAUGCGUGCAGAACUGCGAAAUGACGCUGGAGAUGAAGCACUGCCAGUGCGUUCGCACGCACCACGAGUUCGCGGCCACUUUCGGAGGCCAAGUCUGCGAUAUCAUCAGAGACGACAUAUGCACGAGAAAAGUUGAGAACCUGGGUGCCUACCAGCUGUGCCUGAGCCGCUGCCGCGUAGCCUGCCAGGAGACAAAGUACGACGUCAGACUCAGCAGCCUCGCCGUAGACAAGGGACAAGUUCUCCUUCAUAAUAAAAUUUUCGUCCGAUACGCAACGAGUGCUGCAGUAUCAGCCCAAUCUUUCGAUAGUAGAGGCGUUCGGCUAUUUCGGAGGAUACAUCGGAAUAUGGCUGGGAUUUUCGUUGCUAUCAGUGCUGCUUAAUCUUGAAGAGCACAUGGCCAAAAUGUUUGCCAAGCGGAUGCAGAGAGUCAAGGCAGCUGACGACACCGUGAUGGUCUUGCGGCUGAAGCAGCGCUUCUGAGGCCUUCGCCUGCAGCUGACGUCGGCUCGAAGACGGCGAAACGCUACAUACGCGAUCCAGCGGCGCGCACGCUCUGGCUUAUACACCUCAAACGCUCGGCAGUGUGACUAGGAAAAAUGCGUUUCGUGCUGCAGCUGCCAUGUUUUUGCCGCGAAACUGAACGAACUUCUCUGAGCAAGCAAGCAGCUAUAGCGCUGCCUCUCUCCUCUGCUGAUGCCAGUUAAUAAACUGAUGGAUAU